UUGCUCUCAGGCUAAAAUCGACUGAGCCUGUAAUCUGCACCCUGGACGUCUGACCCGAAUGCACCUGAUAGGUACGGGUAACCGCCUCCUACACCACCUCCGCGCUCCUCCGCAGCAAUCCCCGCAUAGUCUCAAAAUGUCCAUCUCCUUGAACCAGCAGGAGCUGCAAGAUCAAGCCAACAACCGGCGGCUAAAUACAAAUGUAUGCUAGUCACACGCGUGGUAGGACACUGGCGGCUAAUCAGCCUGACCUGUGCAUACACCACCCUCUGACCAUGUUGUAAGUGCCGUAGAUCCAGGUACCUGGCUCUGCUUUUGGUACGACUCGAGUAUAAGACCUUUGGAGCUUCUCCACUUCUCCCCAGACAGAUCGAUUUUCGUACGACUAUCAUCAACCUCUCUGGUAAUAUCAUCAAUACCUGUCAAAUAUGCAUACUUCAACAGGUGGAGGCCAUGACGCUUUGUCCAAGCGACGAGCUCAGUUCGCUGGUCCGUCAGGUAUCAAGGGUCUCAUGCAAAACUCACGUAUCUUCCUUCUUGCGGUCUUUGCUUCGCUCGGUGGAUUUGUAUAUGGAUACAACCAAGGAAUGUUCGGGCAAGUCCUGAACAUGUCAUCUUUCAAGACAACUGUCAACCCAGAAUCUAUCAAAAACACCACUACUAGAGGUCUCCUGACUGCUAUUCUCGAACUCGGGGCCUGGGUAGGUGUACUGAUCAACGGAUACAACGCCGACAAGUUUGGUCGUAAGAUCGCAACUCAGAUUGGUGUUGGUGUCUUCGUCAUCGGCGUCAUUGUUCAGGCUUGUGCCACGAAUGUCGACUACAUCUAUGGUGGUCGAUUUGUUACUGGUCUUGGAGUUGGUAUCCUCUCCAUGAUCGUUCCUCUCUACAACGCUGAGCUUGCGCCCGCCGAGAUCAGAGGUUCGCUCGUCUCGCUUCAACAACUCGCCAUCUGCACUGGUAUCAUGAUCAGUUACUGGAUUGGCUACGGUACCAACUACAUCGGCGGCACAGGUGCUGGCCAGUCGAACGCUGCAUGGCUGGUCCCUAUCUGUAUUCAACUUUUGCCCGCCAUCAUCCUUGGCGUCGGUAUCAUGUGGCUGCCCCAGAGUCCUCGCUGGCUCGUAUCGAACGAUCGUGAUGAUGAAGCUUUGAAUAUUCUUGCCAACCUCAGGAGGGCCCCCAAAGAGAGCGAGAUCGUACAACUUGAAUUUCUCGAAAUCAAGGCCCAGCACAUGUUCGAAGUCGACAGAUCAAGAGCAAAGUUCCCCCAAUUCCAGUCGGGCAGUUUCAUGGACAACUUUAAGCUUGGUUUCUACGACUACGCCAGUCUCUUCACCAACAAAUCGCUUCGUAAGAGAGUCUUCGUCGCUGUCUUCACAAUGGUUUUCCAGCAGUGGUCUGGCAUUAACGCUAUCUUGUACUACGCUGCUUUCAUCUUCCAAGAUUUGGGCCUUACUGGCAACACUACUUCCCUUCUUGCCAGUGGAGUAGGUGGUAUCCUGCUCAUGCUCGCUACUAUCCCUGCUGUCCUAUACAUCGAUCAAUUGGGCCGCAAGCCUGUUCUCAUCGCCGGUGCCAUCGGAAUGGGAGUCUCGCACAUUAUCGUUGCUUCCCUUUAUGGUGCCUUUGGUCCCACCAAUUGGGAAGGAAGGGCUGCCGCUGGAUGGGUUGCUGUUGUUUUCGUUUGGAUCUACCAGAUCAACUUCGGAUAUUCUUGGGGACCUGGCGCAUGGGUUCUUGUCGCCGAAGUCUUCCCUCUCGGUGUUCGUGCAAAGGGUAUCUCUAUCGGUGCUUCUUCCAAUUGGCUCAACAACUUUGCUAUCGGUCAAGCCACACCUGACAUGGUUGCCUCCAUGAACUACGGCACAUUCAUCUUCUUCGGCCUCAUCUGUUUCUUGGCCGCCGCAUUCAUCUUCUUCAUGGUCCCUGAGACCAAGGGUCUGACUCUUGAAGAGAUGGACGAGGUCUUUGGUGACGAAGCUGGUAACGCUGCCGACGAUCGCGCAAGACUGGACAGAAUUUACACUGAGUUGGGCUUGAUGGAAGGAGGUGACCAUGCCAUGAACAGCGAAAAGCACGAAAAGGUUGCUGCCAUCGACAUCAUGAACACUGGUGGAUACAAGCUCGGCACCAGCACAGGCAUGUGAUAAGGCUGCUGUAUAGAAUCUAGUUUCGAGAAACAUACACUCUCGCUCCUGUACCUACAUAGUAAACCAUAUCAGAGCCUCUUGAAUACACAUCUGUAUCAUUAUCC
Molecule: messenger RNA, 2257 nt
Organism: Aureobasidium subglaciale EXF-2481
Lineage: Eukaryota; Fungi; Ascomycota; Dothideomycetes; Dothideales; Saccotheciaceae
Exons: 8
Coding region: 429-2150 (573 amino acids)
Biological process (GO): transmembrane transport; carbohydrate transport
Cellular component (GO): membrane
Molecular function (GO): carbohydrate:proton symporter activity
Source: RefSeq, a predicted model, not a curated record